Molecule: messenger RNA, 2284 nt
Organism: Oncorhynchus keta (chum salmon)
Lineage: Eukaryota; Metazoa; Chordata; Actinopteri; Salmoniformes; Salmonidae
Product: calpain-2 catalytic subunit-like
Exons: 20
Coding region: 47-1939 (630 amino acids)
Biological process (GO): proteolysis
Cellular component (GO): cytoplasm
Molecular function (GO): calcium ion binding; calcium-dependent cysteine-type endopeptidase activity
Source: RefSeq, a predicted model, not a curated record
ACCAGCCCAACUGUUUUCCUCUUCACUGUCAACGCAGACUUCCACAAUGGCUGGUGUGGCAUCUACGUUGGCCAAGAAGAGGGCAUUGGCCGCUGGGUUUGGCACUAAUGCCAACGCGUCAAAGUACCUAAACCAAGACUUCCAAUCUCUCAGGAGCGAGUGUCUGAGAAAAGGUUCGAUAUUUACCGAUUGCACUUUUCCGGCUGCACCCGAGUCGCUCGGAUUCAAAGAACUCGGCCCGAAUACUUCCAAAACCAGAGGUGUGCAAUGGAAGCGACCCGGGGAACUGGUGUCCAACCCAGAAUUCAUAGUUGGUGGAGCCACGAGAACCGACAUCUGCCAAGGAGGUCUGGGUGACUGCUGGCUCCUGGCAGCCAUCGCCUCUCUGACCCUGAAUGAAGAUGUGAUGGCCCGGGUCGUUCCUGAAGGACAAGGAUUUGGACGUGGAGAGUACGCUGGGAUCUUUCACUUCCAGUUCUGGCAGUUUGGUGAGUGGGUGGACGUGGUGAUUGACGACCGGCUGCCAACGAAGGAUGGAAAGCUGCUGUUUGUUCACUCAGCCGAGGGCUCUGAGUUCUGGAGCGCCCUGCUGGAGAAGGCCUACGCCAAGGUAAAUGGAUGCUAUGAGGCUCUGUCAGGUGGCUCCACCACUGAGGGCUUUGAGGACUUCACAGGAGGGAUAGCAGAGAACUAUGACCUGAAGAAGGCUCCCUCCGACCUGUUCCAGAUCAUCAGGAAAGCCCUGGCCUCUGGAGCUCUGCUGGGCUGCUCCAUUGACAUCACCAGUCAAGCAGACUCGGAGGCCGUCACCUAUCAGAAGCUGGUGAAAGGACACGCCUACUCUCUGACCGGGGCUAUGGAGGUGAACUACCGUGGUGGUCAGAAAACUGUUUUUUCUCUCUGUCUCUUUCUCUCUCUCUCUAGCUCCUCGGAGUGGAACAGCGUUGAUUUUUCUGAGCGUGACGUUGUGAAAGCAGACGAUGGAGAGUUCUGGAUGUCGUACACAGACUUCAUGAAGAAUUACCAUCGUCUGGAGAUCUGCACUCUGACCCCUGACACCCUGACCUCCGAUGAUACAAAACAAUGGAGUGUGACCAACUACGACGGGGCCUGGAGGAAAGGAUCGACCGCAGGAGGAUGCAGGAAUAAUGCCCACACGUUCUGGAUGAAUCCCCAGUUCAAGAUCAAUCUGGAGGAAGAGGAUGACGACCCGGGGGAUAAUGAGGUGGGCUGUAGCUUCGUGGUGGGACUCAUCCAGAAGAACAGAAGACGGAUGAGGAAAGUAGGAGAGGACAUGCACACCAUCGGAUUCGCCAUCUAUGAGGUGGGGCUUGUGGUGUUCUCAGAGAAACAGGCCCAGCUUUACCAAUGUGAAGACCGUGUAGAGGCUAAACUAGACAAUGACACUGUGUCUGAAGCGGAGGUUGAUGCUGGGUUCAGAGGUCUGUUCGCCAAGCUAGCUGGAAAAGACAUGGAGAUUUCAGCAGCUGAGCUCCAGUCGAUUCUCAACAAAAUCAUAGCUAAACGAACGGACAUAAAGACGGACGGCUUCAGCCUGGAAACAGCCAGAGUCAUGGUCAAUCUCAUGGACGACAACGGUAACGGACAACUGGGUCUGGGAGAAUUUGCGACACUGUGGAAGAAGAUCCAGAGAUACUUGUCCAUUUAUAAGAAGAAUGACAUGGAUAACUCUGGCACCAUGAGUACCCCAGAAAUGAGGAUGGCCUUGAAGGAUGCAGGUUUCAGUCUGAACAACGCCAUCCACCAGAUUCUGGUUGUUCGGUAUGGAGAGGCUGACAUGACCAUCGACUUUGAUAACUUUGUCGCCUGCAUCAUGCGGCUGGAGAUGAUGUUCAGGGUCUUCAUGAAGAUUGACACGGCUAAUACUGGCUCUAUUGAAUUGGAUAUCCAUCAGUGGUUGUCAUUUACCAUGAUCUAGAACACUGCAGACAUAAAAAGACGUCUGUAAAUCUGUCAACUUUAUGUUUGGAGCCAGGAGCGCAAGAGAGCUCUCUGCAAAUCAUUCAACCAAAGUGCCUUUUUAUAGACGUUUAUUUUGAAAACACGGUAUUACAUCACAUCCUGUUUUAAAUCUUUAUUUGUUUUAUUAGAUGUAGCCUAGCUGUCUAGGCCUAUUGAAAGUUGCUUACAGAUUAUAUUUGUGUGAUAAAUGUAUCACGAAGUUCCGAUCCUUUUUAUGCAGAUUUGUGUCGCUCAUUUUGUCAUGUUUUGAAAAGAAAAGCCUUUCUAUAUGUCUCAAAGCUAAUAAACACCAUUAUUAUUA